This is a messenger RNA of Vidua chalybeata, 2481 nucleotides long. RefSeq names its product potassium calcium-activated channel subfamily M regulatory beta subunit 1 (gene KCNMB1). Gene Ontology annotation, molecular function: potassium channel regulator activity; calcium-activated potassium channel activity. Gene Ontology annotation, cellular component: membrane; voltage-gated potassium channel complex. The record is from RefSeq and is a predicted model, not a curated record. Gene Ontology annotation, biological process: potassium ion transport; detection of calcium ion. Lineage: Eukaryota; Metazoa; Chordata; Aves; Passeriformes; Viduidae. Bases 139 to 741 code for a protein of 200 amino acids. The transcript is spliced from 4 exons.
ACAGGAAAGGAAAAAAAAAAUCCCUUUCAGCUCUGAGCUCCACUACUAUCCUAAGUCUGUCAUGUAACAAACUUUUUUUAUCAGAGAAAGCAGCAUUUCAUCAAAAACUAGAUUGUUCAAGUUUCACAACUCUGAAUCAUGCUGGGAAAGAAGUUGGUGACUGCACAAAAGCGAGGGGAGACAAGAGCGCUCUGCCUGGGACUGGGAAUGGUUGCAUGCUCCAUGAUGAUGUACUUUUUUAUUGGGAUCACCAUUGUGCCAUUUUACUCUAAGAGUGUUUGGACAACAGAAACUGUGUGCAAGGUACUCAAAGCCAACAUCAAGGACAAAGUUUUCUGCCCAAACAGCAAAGGCACAGAGGAUGAGGAAAUCUUUCCUUAUCCCUGUUUACAGGUGUGGGUUAAUCUGACAGCCUCAGGACAGGAGGUUAUGCUCUACCACACUGAAGAUACACUGGAAAGAAAUCCUAAGUGCUCGUACGUCCCAGACAAGUUGGACAACUCUAAAGAAGUUAAAGCACGAAUAGAAAUAAUUGCAAGCAAUUUCAAAAAAUACCAGACUUUCCCAUGUUACUAUGACCCAGGAGGAGCACAGACCAAUGUCAUUUUAAGCAGACUUUAUCCCGCAAAAGGUCUCCUCUUUGCUUUCCUCUGGCCUACACUCAUGUUUACUGGUGGAUGUCUGAUUAUUGUUCUAGUAAAAAUUAGUCAGUAUGUUUCUGUUCUUUCUGCUUGGCAGUAAAAAAUACAUAUCUAGCAUAGAUUGUUGCGAUUGUUGGAAGAUACUAAGAUGUAUUUGUUCUGCCUGUCUUACUGGCAUUUUGUGACUCAAUAUACCAGGUGUCGAUUCAAGGGCAGGCUUUCCAAAAAAUUGAAUAGCAACCUUUAUGUAUGGAAAUCCAUUACACAAGGACAAAAUAUAAAACUGAUUCCCAGGAAUGCCUGAAAAUACCUCAUAAACACACAGACUUAGUUACUCUCCAUUGUUUCCGUGGCCUUUAGGAGGUAGAGCUGCCUUACAAAGCUACAAUUCACAUUUACUGCUAAACUCUUCUUCCACAUUUUAGAUGGGAUGCUAAUUUUCUGUCUGAUUCAGAUUAUUUGGUGCCAUAUCCAUAUACAUCAUCACUGGCAGACACACCCUUUAUACCCUUAAACACCAAUAUGGUAUGUUCUCAUGGCAUACUCAUCUGUUGAGAAAAAUAGCUUUGUUAUCAUGCAAAAAGGUGUAAUUUUUAUCAUGGAUCUCUCUGCUUGUCGUGGUUUGACAUGGAAGUGAAUUUUUUCCAGGAAGUUGGGUCAAACCAAUCAGUGGUCAGGUUUAAAUAUUGGCACCUGGAGUGACCACUGAAAGUAUGGACACGCCUCUGAGAACACAGGAAGUUAAAAGCAAGAACUCCCAGGAGAACUCUCUCUUUUAGUUCCAGUCGUCAGAGAGUACAGACUCCCCCCCUGCCCAGCCUUAGGCUGGGUGGGGGAGGGGAAGCCACGCGGCCUUGUCCAGGUAGGCCGAGGGGGCUGAGGGUCUGGAACCCAGCCAGCUCCUGUGGACAGAAGGGUGGAGAGAAGCAAAGAUGCCUUUGCCCCCCCCCCAUGUGGGAAAGAGACAGAGAGCCUGGCGGCACCUGGAAAUCUGCCGGCAGAGGAGAAAGAGAAGGGGGGGGGAAAUGCCCAGCGUGGGAGGCGGAACGUCAGACUGAGAUAUCGGCCGUCCAGGGAGUCUAAACUUUUAACCCUUUCGAGAGAAUGAGGGCUUUUUAAAAGUAUUACUCCUCCUUGAUUUGUAGUGGAAGAGAGAUAGUCCGGGACCUGAGAUGUUAGAAGAAGAAAUAUUUAAGUGGGAGGAAAUGAUGAAGUAGCUUUUUAGCUAGACUUUUCUUGUUAACCAUGGACUGAACCAAAAUCUCCUGCAAUAGAGACUACAUUUUAGGGAGAUGCAGUGGUGACCCAGGGAGACCUGUUUCAGCUUCGAACAGCACAGGAAUGGCAAAAAACGAAGAGAGCUGAAGAGGAAAUGGUGAUACCUUCUGUCUUUGAGAAGAAGAUGAGUCCUGUUUGGACCCCUCAGCCCCAGGGGAAAAUGGGGGGGACUGUAGUCCCAGGAUGAGAAACUGAACUGUUGUAUCUUUGAGUCCGUGGCAAAGCAUCCUUAAAAGAGCCCUAUGAACAAUCUGUCCAUGCACGGUAGUAAGAGCACUGUGACAUAAAAAAGAAAGUGUCACACUAGCAGAUUUUUCUUCCAGGCAGUUGCCAUGUGUGACAGGGAAACACAGGAGGGCAGCUGUGUUUCCUAGGGGGCCUGUGGUGCAAGAGAGACUUCUCUCUCCCUUGAUAGUUUAAGCAUAGAUUACCUGAAAGGUGGUAAUUUGAUCAAGAAUCCCGGGUGAUGUUUCAUGGCUAGGUGUGUUUAGAAUUAGGAAGAGGAGGGGUGGUUUUUAAAAAGUCUUCAUCCUAGAUUUAGUUUAUGUGUUUUCUGUAUUAG